AUGGUCAUUGAUGUCCUUCACCCUGAGAAGGCAACAAUACCUAAGACAGAAAUUUGGGAAAAACUAGCCAAAAUGUACAGGGCCAUGACAGAUGUCAUAUUCAUAUUUGGAUUCAGAGUCCAUUUUGAUGGUGGAAGGACAACUGGUUUUGGCAUGAUUGAUGAGUCCUUGGAUUAUGCAAAGAAAAAUGAACCCAAAAGUGACUCUCAAGACAUGGCCUGUAUGAGAGAAAAAGAUGUCAAGAAAACAGCAAAAGGAACACAGAAACAGAAGGAAGAAAGUCAGGGGGACUGCAAAAGCCAAUGUCGGCACUGGCAAAAAGUGCUGAGAAAAGAGCUGAAAUUGAACAACAGAAGGAGUGACUUUAUCUGCGGUGCUUGUGCAGACUUUUCGUGA
Molecule: messenger RNA, 396 nt
Organism: Neogale vison (American mink)
Lineage: Eukaryota; Metazoa; Chordata; Mammalia; Carnivora; Mustelidae
Product: 40S ribosomal protein S24-like
Exons: 1
Coding region: 1-396 (131 amino acids)
Biological process (GO): translation
Cellular component (GO): ribosome
Molecular function (GO): structural constituent of ribosome
Source: RefSeq, a predicted model, not a curated record